CUGGAAUCGCGUUUAGCUUUUAAUGACAAAUGUGAUUUCACUCUAUCGCUCAGUGUUCCUGUUUACAUUAUACUGAAAAAAUAUGACCUCAUCAAAGGGAAAGUGCAAAACCCCAUUUUCUGAAUUGGUUUCUAAUUUUGAAGGUCGUUCGUUAUAUAUCUCUAGAUUAAUCGCCCAAAGUUCUGCCAGAAACAAUUUGGAUGAUCAUCACAAUCUGGAAACAAUCUUUUCAAAUCUCGUAACACAAUGGCGUUUAAUUAUGUUUAAAACGAGAGAUACAACUCUGAGCCAUGCUUUAACAGAUUUCCUCAAUGACUGUGCUAGUAAUACGACUAAGGCGUUUUCACUUCUUGAAAUACAUUUAAAACCAUCGAGUAAUUCCACUAUUCUGCUGCUACUAAAGAAGUUAAUGAUGCGUCUAGUUUACAUGUUUGAAGAACUUUGUUCUGUAUUUCCUAACGGUGUUCCAAUAAGUGAAGAAUAUCAUUUCGUGAGACAGGAAACAGGAAUUUGGUGGGAUACAGUAUUUGGGAAAAAAUAUUCUGUUUCAUGGAAUGGAUUUCUACAAGCAUUUACUGGUGAAUUUGGUAUCACAGAUAGUCAUAUGCAUCAACCACUACGUGAUACAUUCAGUUUCGCAUCAGAGGAUUAUGUAUCUGUUUAUGCUUUGGAUAUAUUUUCCAGACUCUUUCCUCCAUGGAAAAACUGUUUCAAAGUUUGGAAGAAACUAAUCUACGAACAUCCUGCUUUUAUGCCGUGGUCAACAUUUAGUGAUGCUCAUAACUUACUUGUUGAAUUUAUCAACAAACCUGGAACCUUUGUUUUUCGUCUGAGUUGUAAUAAUAUUGGAUUCUGGUCUGUCGGUUAUGUAGGAGAAGAUGAAAAACCUGUUCAGAUUGUUUGUCGUUCUCAUUAUCUAGCUGACUAUCUUGAAGAGACAAAACAUAGAAAAUUGUGUAUUUUCCCAAGAGGUCUUGAUUCAAACCAAAAUCCAGAUCUCAGUGAAAUUGUAAAUCAAACUCAGAUGUGUAUUGUUAGUCCCACAGAUAAUAGAAACUCUGAAUCUGUCCUUUCAUGUGGUAUAUGCAUGGAAUUUGAAAAAACAGUUCAACUUGAACCGUGUAAACAUCAUUUAUGUCUAAAAUGCUCAAUCAAAUGGAUACCUACAGUUAAAGGAUGUCCAUUCUGUCGACAGACUGUGUUAGCAACAACUUCCGUACAACUCUAUCUGAAUAAUACAAAAAAUUCUUCACCCAACGACUUUAUCAUCUCUGGUUUAUCUUUCAAAAGAGGUCUACCAGCAUCAAGAAAAUGUUCUUUACCACUCCGACUGCCUAAAGACAAUGGAGAAGGAAGUUCAACUGCUAAAAGAAAAGGUCUAACUCUGGCUUUACCUUCAAGUUUUAGCGAGAACAGUUCCAGUGUAUCAAUCAACCCUGCAUGUACCAAACUUGAUCGUACGGAAAGUCAAGUGGAUCAUUUAUCUGAAUUACAUUCUCAAAAUCUAAACUUAUCUGGAGCGCAAUGUGAAAGCAGCAGCUUAUUGGCACAAGCAGAGAAGAGUGAAGCCGAUAACAAUGACGUUGGCUGUACAAACUUUGAAGACUAUCCUAUAGAAGAAGUUAACCGCGCACUACGAGUUGCUAAAGGCAAUGUGGAAAUCGCUAACGCUAUAUUACAGGAGUAUUGUUUAAAAAUAAUUAAAAAAUAAAAGCG
Molecule: messenger RNA, 1716 nt
Organism: Trichobilharzia szidati
Lineage: Eukaryota; Metazoa; Platyhelminthes; Trematoda; Strigeidida; Schistosomatidae
Source: the annotation of a GenBank genome assembly